AGAAAUACAAGUCCCAGAGUUCAGCGCGGGGCGGAGCGUGACCUAAGCGUGCAUCCAAACCAUGGCGUUGUAUAGCUCUGUGUGACAGGUUAGCAUCCAAAAAACACCUCCGGGCAGACGCGUCUGCGCACUAAUCUGCUGCCGACCGCGACGGUGUGGCGACAAUUAAGGAUGGGGUCCCGAAUCAAAGAGAACCCCGAUUCCACUUUUGAAGUGUAUCUGGAAGUUUCCCAUCCAGGCACACACAGCUCUGGGCCGGAGGUGAAAAGGCAGUACCCAGUAGACUACACAGACCAGGAAACUCUUCAGACUGUGCCCAAGUUCUGCUUCCCUUUCAGCAUGGACAGCCUGACAGUCAACCAGGUCGGCCAGAACUUCACAUUUGUGUUGACUGACAUUGAGAGCAAACAGAGAUUUGGCUUCUGUCGCCUCUCCUCGGGUGCUCACACCUGCUACUGCAUUCUCAGCUACCUGCCGUGGUUUGAAGUUUUCUAUAAACUGCUUAAUAUCCUUGCAGAUUACACCAUCAAAGGCCAGGAAAGCCAGUGGCAAGAGCUUUUGGUGUCACUACAUACGCUCCCUAUCCCUGAGCCCGGAGUCCCUGUCCAUCUCGGUGUGCAUUCCUUCUUCACUGUGCCUGACACAGGGGAACUCCCCAGCAUACCUGAGAGUAGAAACCUAACAGAGUACUUUGUAGCAGUAGAUGUCAAUAACAUGCUUCAUCUGUACGCUAGUAUGCUUUAUGAACGUCGAAUCCUCAUCUGCUGUAGCAAACUAAGCACUUUAACAGCUUGUGUCCAUGGGUCUGCUGCCAUGUUGUAUCCAAUGCACUGGCAACAUGUUUACAUUCCUGUCCUGCCACAACAUUUAUUAGACUACUGCUGUGCCCCAAUGCCCUACCUCAUUGGAGUACAUUCAAGCCUGAUGGAGAAAGUUCGAGGGUUGGCUCUGGAUGAUGUGGUGGUCCUGAAUGUUGACACAAACACCCUGGAAACGCCCUAUGAUGACCUCCAAAGCCUUCCCAAUGAUGUGGUAUCAUCUUUAAAAAGCCGCUUGAAGAAGGUUUCAACAACAACUGGGGACGGUGUGGCUCGAGCCUUCCUCAAGAGUCAGGCAGCUCUUUUCGGCAGCUACAGAAACGCCCUGCAGAUUGAAUCGGGUGAGCCAAUAACAUUUAAUGAGGAAGCCUUUGUGAACCAUCGUUCCAGUGCCAUGAGACAGUUCCUCCUGAAUGCCAUCCAGCUGCAGCUUUUCAAACAGUUUAUUGAUGGUCGGUUGGACCUGCUGAACUCAGGAGAAGGUUUCAGUGACAUCUUUGAGGAUGAGAUCAACAUGGGUGAAUAUGCGGGCAGUGACAAGACCUACCACCAGUGGCUGUUCACUGUGAAGAAAGGGGGCGGGGCUAUCUUCAACACCGUGAAGACCAAGGCAAACCCGGCCAUGAAGAAUGUUUACAAGUUUGCUAAGGACCAUGCCAAAAUGCGUAUCAAGGAAGUCAAGAGCCGGCUGAAGCAGAAGGAGCAUGCAGAAAAUGGCUUCCCCACCGCAGGGCCAGCAGUCAUCGAUGACGACAACACAGCAGGCUUUACCUCCUCCACUGGCUCAGUCAGGAGGGAGGGACCGCUACGAGCCUUGGACAACCACAGGCCAAUCACUGUGCACUUUGGACAGGCUCGCCCACCAAUGCUGUUAAAGAGACCGAGCAGCAAUGUGAGUCUGGAGAGCAGCGUUGACCACUCUAUCCGUCCUACUCGUCACUACACAGUCUUUCUCUCUGAGGAUUCGUCUGGGGAUGAGCUCCAGUACGACGAUGAGUCCAUCUCUGCGUUUCCUGACAGCUUUCUCUUCUCCGUUCCCUUUGAGUGGUCGCCUCUACCACAGCCAUACCGCUCCCUGAAGGAGGUUGAGUUGAUAGAAGGGGACGAUCCUGGUUUUGGGGCAGAAAGUCACACAGCUCCUCCCAGCCCAGUUAAUGAGAAGUUCUCCAACAUCAACCUGCUCGGUGAUAUUUUCGGCUGCCAGGAUGAGCCUGACAGCCAACCAAUGACCUUGGCUAAAAGUCUUGAGGACCUGAGGACUCCCAAAGACACUGAGGAGCUACAACCCAAGUUCACCUACCAGCGGAUGGACCCGAGUCUGGGUGAACACUCACGAACUCUUCCAGGUCUGAAGCUCUCCAACCCUUACAAUAAACUGUGGAGUAUAGGGCAGGAGGAAACAGCCCAGCCUGUUUGUGUGCCUCUGACCUGCGAUAGACCUCCAUCUGUCCAACUCCCUGUACCGACAGAGCCCCACUCUCCGAGCCAUGACAGCUCUGGCCAAGGCCUGGAUCCUUUGGACCCUUCCACCCCAGGCAACAUCACCAUUCCACGCCCACAUGGAAGAAAGACACCAGAGCUUGGCAGUGUCCUAGCACCACCUGUGGCACGCUCUAAACAAGCAGGAGUUGGGGAAGGAGGGACUACAUCAGGGGGACAGGAGUUUAGGCAAGCCCUGAGCAGGACCACAGAUGGAGACCUGCUUAAGCCCACUGAGGACAGUAUAGAUCUCAUAAGCCUUCUAGACCCCCUUAAAGGCUCAGCACAGACUAGUUCCACGUCACUAAGUGAUGGGGUAGAUAUCGGUAUGCCGUCAUCUACCUCCAAACCAACACAACCACCCAAGUCCUACCCACAGGGCUUGCCCCCUUUCCCACUACAUCCUCACAUAUCACUCAACCCAUUUGCUCAGUCUCUGCACCACACUUCCCCUCAAAUGCAUUACUCACCAGCUGUUAGUGGGAAUCCCUUCAGUGCAGUCUAUGGGCCUCCACCAGGAUCAUACAUACACACUCCAGCCCAGCAACAGUCCUUCUCUACACUACCAGGGCUCUACAGACAGCAUUCACCAGGCAGUUCAGCCCUUCCGCCCAGCUACGGACUGCUACAGUCAGCCUUCCCCUCCUCGGUCACCUCCCUGCCUGCCUCCUCUGCCAGCAACCACGCUCUGUCUAGCCUGGCAGACUUGACGUCUGUCCCUAGUACAGCCACGAACAAACUGGCUAAGCCAUUUGGUGCUGACAGAGACAGCCAGACAACUCAGGAUCCUUUUGGGGAUCUGCUGACUAUGGCCAAGCCCACUACACCCCCAAAAAAGAAGGUGGAUGACCUUCGGAGGAGGUGGGAGACAUUUGACUGAAAUCUGUGAAUAUGUACUGAGGUAUCCCUCUUUGUCACCACACGUCCCUCACUACUGUAUCAGGACCUUCUAAGUAGUAUAAGUCUAUUCUGCUUAUGUGACUCACAGUCAUGGGAGUUGAAGCUGAACUGUUGAGCUAUUAUUAAAGACAUUCUAAAGAAUGCAACUUCAGUUCUGUAAAAAACUGUCUAUUCCAAAAUAAUGAUUUUGCAUUGUAUGUAUUUUCAAACCAUGCUGAGGAGUGCAAAAGUGUUGAUGAAAAAUUCUGUGGGCUCAACAUCAAUAGGCAUUGUUAGCUAGCAAGCUAAGAUUAACAAAGGAACAUUACCUAAUUGGGCUUAGAUUAUUUCUACUGCAAGCUAGCAGUAAAGCUACUUUUAAGACAGCGAGCAGUUGCUGUCGCCACUUCCAUUGUUUCUAGAGUCAAGUCAGCAGCUGAGUGUGAAUGUGUAGAUAUUUGCCACUGCAGUCUGAGUUGAUGAUAGCUUAACAUUUUCAAACUGUGUUCACUAGGAGGCCAGCUGACAGGGCCCUGUUGCCCACAGUGACUCGCCCAUCUCCAUGGCUAACUUGGUUACUUGCAAAGAGCAGAUAGCAUGGCAGCUGGUUGAUACAGCCAUAGAAAGUGACAGUAAAGAGUAUAGUGAGCAGCAUUUAUCAGUUGUCCUGCCCCCCGGAGCUACCUUGAGUUUCUGUUGAUUUCUUACAAAUGACACUUUAAUCCUACCACAUGCUCCUUUUCACUUUUUGAUGAGAUUUUAGUUGAGGGAUAGUAUCAGUCUGUAGCAUAUGGUACUGCUUCCGUCUCUUUGAAACAUAUACUGGAACUGUUAUCUGUCUGUAGCAAGCAAACUUUCACACACUGUCUAACGUGCCGAAAUACAUUUGUUUGCGAUGUUUAGGUUUAGUCCUGGAGCACCAUUUUCAAUGUACUUGUGCAAGUUGGACAGUAUGCAGGAGGAUUUCUGUUUGAACCGUUUGCUGUCUGAAAGCCCCUCAACUCACAGGCUAAAACUAAGUUACUAUCCUUAAGAUUUUCAUUAUACCAUGAGCCAAUUAUUCUGUUGAUGGUCAGAAAAUUCUGAGCUACAGUCAUUGAAUGUAUUGUCAUUCUGUAAUUACUUCUCUAUAUAGUUGUUUUUAUAGUUAUUUCGGGAGUUUGUCAAGAUUCAAACAGUAUUCCCACACGAAAGGGAUUCACAGGAAACUAUGCAUGCACUUACUAAACUUGAAGCAAAAGACAAUACUGGAUCAUUGGUAUGCUAAUGAUUAUAUUUAUGAUCGAAUAUUCAGUUGAUUGUUUUUUAUGAUUGAUUUAGUCUGUAAAAUAUAAAAAAAAAAACAUGUAAAACAAUAUUGAUCAACAGCUAAUCCUUUAUCAUAAUAGUUAGCUAUGAAUUGUCUUUGGAACUACAGAUACCAUCAGAUGCCAGAUGUUAACUGACAUAAUGAAUCCUCACAGCUGUGCUGUAGGCUGAUACCAGGAGUUCCUCCUCUACUACACUUCUGACAGGGUAGCUGCUCACUGGAUAUUUACUGCCAAGUUAUUACUUGCCUUUACCACUACAGGCCCCAAAUCAACCAUGAAGAAAUCUUUGCAAUCUUAAGUAAAAAUCAAUAGCUUUUAUUACCAACAUGUAGUUAGUAUGUGCUGCAUUCAUGUAUGAUGAAAUCGUUUUUUACUUUUGUGUGUGUGUGAUUUAUAACCUUUGUUCUAGACUGACUGAAUGACUCUUUGUGUGUUGUGCAUGAGCAUCAGAGAUAAUGUAUGAUUUACUGCAACAGAAGGUCCUGAUCCAGGUGAUAGGAAUGGUCAUGUGGUGACACCCUACACACACACACACACACACACACACACACACACACACACACACACACACACACACACAUUCCCUCCCUAAUACCAUCCGCUGUGCUACUGACCAAUGAAAAAUACAAGUGUGUCUGAUGAACAAAUGGACAUGAACUGAACCGACUCUAGCUGUCAAAGGAUCGACUAAAUUUAGGUGUUUUGUUAAUUUACCCGCUACCCCACCCAGGAAAUCUCUCUUGAAACAGGCCUUGCUUCCAGAUGUUCAGAUGCCAACAGUUUCUCAGCCCAUUGCCGCUCAUUAACAAGUUAACACAAUUCUUUACACGGCAGCCUCCUGUGUCUUCUGUCUUAAACGCCACCACAUUAGCAAAGUGCUCAGUAUAGAUUUGUGACUAUAAAAAUAGCACGCAGUAUUUCAUGUCACACUCACAACAUCAUGUGUCCCACUGAUGUCAACUUCCACGAUUAGCUUGUGUUGUUACCCGUAGUCUGCUAUAGUUGAUGAAAAUCCUAAUGGUAUUAUGGUAGCUACAGCGUGUGGUGCAUCUCAGUCAUGCAGUUAGUUCACCUAUCGAUGUUUGUGGUAGGGCAGUGCUUUUGUUUUUCUGUUUGUUUCUUGGCCUUCAUGGUGAAUCCCAUCUCUGGCUUCUCACUGACCUGUGAACAUGUGUUGCCUCCUUCUGUUUUAUAAAAAAAAAAAAAAAAGAAACUUUUUAAGAAAACCUGCAAGCCUACAGUAGACUGUAAUGUCCCUGAAAUGAUUUUAAACAUUUCUGUCUGAUUAAAUAUGAGGACUUUUAAACAC
Acanthopagrus latus (yellowfin seabream) is the source of this 5795-nucleotide messenger RNA. It is a transcript of the gene dennd1a, whose product is annotated as DENN/MADD domain containing 1A. NCBI's taxonomy places the organism in Eukaryota, Metazoa, Chordata, Actinopteri, Spariformes, Sparidae. The record is from RefSeq and is a predicted model, not a curated record. Gene Ontology annotation, molecular function: phosphatidylinositol phosphate binding; guanyl-nucleotide exchange factor activity. Bases 172 to 3177 code for a protein of 1001 amino acids. Gene Ontology annotation, biological process: endocytic recycling; endocytosis. The transcript is spliced from 23 exons. Gene Ontology annotation, cellular component: clathrin-coated vesicle; cytosol.